Molecule: messenger RNA, 4020 nt
Organism: Aspergillus ibericus CBS 121593
Lineage: Eukaryota; Fungi; Ascomycota; Eurotiomycetes; Eurotiales; Aspergillaceae
Exons: 8
Coding region: 1-4020 (1339 amino acids)
Biological process (GO): maintenance of mitotic sister chromatid cohesion; mitotic sister chromatid cohesion
Cellular component (GO): chromatin; SMC loading complex
Molecular function (GO): double-stranded DNA binding; protein binding
Source: RefSeq, a predicted model, not a curated record
AUGAAGUCCGAUCUGCCAGUCGACAUGGGGUCAAGUUUCCGCCGGGCCGGGGAGAGGUUGAGAUCCAUCGCGAAAAUGAACCGCUGGGCGAAGAUCCAAUUAGAAGGGAAGGCUGGAGAGACAGAAAUUGAGAGGAAUUGCUAUCUCCUUGCGCUACCGACAGAGCUGCUUCUGGAGAUCAUUUCUCAUCUGUCUGUGUUGCCCGAGGCAUGUCUGGCGUUGACCUGUAAACGGCUUUAUUCGAUAUGUGGACCUACCCUAGGGGCCAAAACCCUCCAUUUCAGCCGAGACUUUGCGCCACUCUUCCACCAUUAUCGAAACGGACACAACUUCGUCACCCCGCGUUGGCAGUUCAUAAACUUGCUGGAAGAUAAUAGGUGGCGGGCUUGUUCCCGAUGCUUGAAGCUCCACCCACGGAGCUCAUUUCCCGCGCGAGAACUGAAACGAAAGCCGGAGGACAGGUCAUGUAACCUGGGAAGCUCGGCAGGCAUAGUAGACCUAUGCCCCUGUAAGAAGUUGACUUUCCAUGACAAGAUGGAACUGGUUGAGCUUCUGAAGAUACGCGAGAAAUCAAUGAAUGCCCUGGCGAUGCAGUUCGGCGCUAGUAUAAAGCAGCAGCGCUUCUGCUGGCACAACUGCACUGAGAACUAUGGGUCAACCCAGCUGGAUAUAGAGAUCUAUCCUGAGCUGGACGAUGAGGGCCAGUUGAAGAUCAAGACCGAGUACCGUUUGCGGACGGGGUCCGGCCAGCUCGGUAGGGAAGAGCACAUGACGCCACGUUUCGGAUGCGCCCAUCGAUCGGUCGACCUGUGGCUUUCCAGUGUCUGCCAGACCACACUCUGCCGGCUAUAUGACAGUCACUGCUCGUCGUGCAAGCGAAUAUCCGUCUGCAAUACAUGCAAUGCCUCGCUGCGGUGUCCUCGCAAACAACCGAGUCAAUUGGACGAGGAGACGGGCCAAGCCACUUACCAUUUUUGGACGGAACGGUGCCUUGGAGGCUCCGGGCCUGUGCCCGAUCAGGCGUGGGCUGCGCAACGAAUCCAUCCUGCGGAGAAUUUGAUUGAUGUCGCCAAUUGCAGUGAGCUCUGUCCGUGGACGAUCCGCGAACACCCAGCUCUGGAGGAAGCACCCUCGUUGGAGAUGAAUAUCCUGAAUCCCGCCAUACAAGAUCAGUCGAUGAAUCAGCUAUAUUCCUCGAUUAAUAUUCUUAUUUCCACCAAUGCACAUUACAGAGCGCAGCGGAUUGAUGAGCAUUGUCUGCGUCCUGGGGCGAUGAGCUACCCACCACCCCAUAACGGCCCAUAUCCUUCGCAGUACAUGCAGCAACCCCCCAAUCUGCCGCAUCACCAACAGACCAUCCACCCGCAGCAGCUACUGUACAACGGCAAUGUCAACACGAGCGCUUCGCCAUAUCAAUAUGGGAAGCCGGUGGUUUAUCCUCAGGUCAUGAUUCCGGCCUAUCCUGCUUACGCGCAGACAUACAACACCCAGCAGCAGCAGCAGCAGCAACCACCACCACCUCCGCCCUCCCAGCAUCCGCAACCCCAGCAGCAGCCGCAACAGCAAUAUGUGAACCCGUCCGAUCUGUUCAACCCACCCCCUCUUGCUUCGACUUCGCCUCCCCAGUUCACCAAUAGUCCGUCUCAAUAUGCUGCACAACCAGCCGUGUCUGUUGCGGGCAACAGCCGCUCCCCUGUCCUCCCUACUUCGUCUACCCCCGCCCAAUCAACGUACUACGCCGCUCCCAGUCCGAACCAAGGGAACCAACCCAACAACACCAUCACCCCCCCAACAUCUACCACGCCGACAGUUCAUGUGCCACCUGCUGCUGCUACUGCUUCUCCUGCCCCCGCCCCGGCUGUCAAACCGGUUGCUGCUAAGCCUGUCGCCGCUAAGCCCGUCGUCGCUAAGCCCGUCGUCGCUAAGCCCGUCGUCGCUAAACCCGUCGUUGCCAAACCCGUUGUUGCCAAACCAGUCGUUCAAACACCUCCGGCGCCAUCCCCUAAGCCCGUCCAGGUGUUAAUUCCAGCUCCUACCCCGGAACUACAGCAGAAGGCACAGCGUCCGCCCCCUAAAAAGCAAGUGCAGCGCCAAACCGGCCAAAAACCCACUCAAAAAUCAACAGGCUCGCCGAUUGACUAUCAAGUGUUGCUGCUGGCCAUGGCAGACGAGUAUUUGAACGCGGCUCACAGCCAUGGGACCCUGGUGGCGUUGUUGAGGCGGGAGAUGGAGAUGGAUGAAUAUUACAAAUUAGUUGCUACUGGCCUUGGCUGCUUGGAAGCCGUUCUCAAGAAUUGGAGACUACAACCCCGGGUUGAAGCUCUUGUCCGAUUACGAUAUGCCCGAAUAUUGUUCGAGGAAACGGAUAAUGACCUUGAAGCGGAGACGGCAUUAAGCAAAGGUAUUGACCUUUGCGAGCGGAACCGAAUGCUAGAUUUGAAAUAUAGUAUGCAACACCUUUUGGCGCGAAUGCUAUAUAAGACCAACCCAAAGGCCUCAUUGAAAGCUGUCGAUGGGAUGAUUCAAGAUGUCGAAGCAUAUCGCCACUCGGCGUGGGAGUAUGCUUUUCGUUUCCUUCGAGUGUCCCUUUCCCUGUCUUCGUCGGCCCAUCAAGAUUCAGUGUCGGCACUACAACACCUCCACAAGAUUGCCACUAUGGCCAGCCGCAAUGGCGAUAAGGCUGUUUCAGCCAUGUCCGCGAUCAUUGAAGCUCUCGCACAUCUUCAGCAAGGAUCCGGUUUCGACUCGAUCGAGCAAGCGCAACGUGCCGUGGCGAUAGCGCGGAGUCACCAACUCAACGACGAGCUUCGUCAUAUUCCCCAGCUUACGACGUUAGUCCAGAUUGUUGAUAUCUGCUGUAGUCUCCUGGACUACGACAUCAACCAAUCUUCCCAGAAGCUCACAGUCAUGCAAGACUUGAUGGACGAAAGACUGAAUGACUCGAAUUGGCGGAGUGAUGGGUCAUUCUCAAUCCCCUUGAAUGGCAAGUCGGCUGGACCGUCUUCCAUAGACACUGGGGACAUCCUUCAGGUCCAGAGUGGCACGCUACUGCUAAGCUUUAACUGGCUACCUCAGCAUGACCUCUACGCGCUUUGUUAUUUCCUCAGUUCUAUCACCCUGAGUUGUAAGAACUCAUACGAUGGACGCAAGGCAGAGAAGUUUCUGCAGGAGGGCACGCGAAGCUUCAAAGCGCCCCAAGAGAUCACCGAGUCAGUGGUCAAUGCAAACAGACGAGUUCAGUGGCGCAGGACUCUCUAUUGCAACCUGCUUGUCCAGCAAGUAUUCCUUGCCUGCGGUCGCACAGACUGGGAGCUGGCCAGCAAGACGUUACGAGAGCUUCGGCAGGAAGCGGAGGAGCUUGGCGAUCAACUUCCAGAUACUGUCGAAUGCCUGAUGGAGUACGCUACGGGGGCUAUUGCGCAAGCUACCGGCGACCUCAAUGCAGCCCUGAACGCCUUUCAGUCUCCUCUGCUGUCUCUGUCCACAGCCUUCAGCAAGACUGCUCGCACCGACCCACGUCGCGAUAUCGCCAUUCUCGCCGCUCUGAAUACCGUCCUUAUCCUCCGAGAUCCUACCCAUCCAUCUCACCCCCACUUGCCUGCCAUAUUAUCGACGGUGGAAUCAUUCUGCACCGGCAGCCCCAACAAGUACAUUCAGGCAGCAUACUAUCUCGUCUGCGCCACCGUGCAGACCGAAUCCACGAUCCAGACCAAACAAUACCUCCAACAAGCCCUCCAAUCCGCCACCGCCAUCAGCAACAGCCAAAUCACAUGCAUGACCCUGACCUUCAUGAGUUGGAAAUACUUCCGCGGCGUCGUCGGCGAGCAAGCGGAGAAGAGCGCCCGAGCGGGUCGCGCAAUGGCCAAGAAAGCCAACGACCGGCUCUGGGUCAGCGUGACGGAUGAGAUGCUCGCCGAAACUCUGGAACGACAAGGCAAGAACGAGGAAGCCAGGGGUGUUCGGGAAGAAGGACACCGUGUCAUGAUGGGAUUACCAUCGGCAUUGAAAAGGCCGAUUUAA